Molecule: messenger RNA, 585 nt
Organism: Rhipicephalus microplus (southern cattle tick)
Lineage: Eukaryota; Metazoa; Arthropoda; Arachnida; Ixodida; Ixodidae
Source: RefSeq, a predicted model, not a curated record
AUGGCCGAUCUGAUCAAGGGUGGUGGCGGAGAUGUCGUGGGCCAGCUCGAUGACACCAAGACGGACGGGAGCGAGAGCCCGAUCGAUUUUUGUGAGGCUUUGGCGCUUUCCCACCUGAAGCGUCACCUGCGCAAGACCUACGGCCGCCGCCCAAUGGAGCUCGUGAGCUGCUACUUCCAAGCCAUUUUCGACUACUCGACUUACACCACGAAGUUGGCGUUCCUGAGGCGCUGCCGCUCCAUGAGGGUCGUACCGGAAGAGUACCGCGUUGUAUGUCACGAGAUCAAGAACACCCGCCGUAUCAUUCAAAUCCUGGAGAAGUGCAGCUACAAGCUCAUGCUGGCAGACCUGGACUACAACCAGAUGCGGAAGACGCAGGUGUCGCGCCUUUUGGAGCUCCUGCAUAAGAAGAUCGAGAAGGCCCUCAGUCACGACGAUCUCCAGAGCGUGCUGAAUCUUUCCAAGAUCGAGUACGUGCAGGCCUUCGAAUCGGCCCGGGCGAAGCAACGAGCCAAGUUCGAUGAACUGCUCAAGGAGUACAAGCUCGACGGGAAGGAAGAAGAAGAAGCCGAGAGCGAGGCCUGA